Messenger RNA from Triticum aestivum (bread wheat), 754 nucleotides. Its product is annotated as collagen alpha-1(I) chain. The record is from RefSeq and is a predicted model, not a curated record. NCBI's taxonomy places the organism in Eukaryota, Viridiplantae, Streptophyta, Magnoliopsida, Poales, Poaceae.
AGCCGCGGGGCGGGCGAGGUGGCGUGGGCCGUCUGGUGAGCUGACCCCCGGGUCGUCGCCCUCUGGCAGCAGAUUCUGGGCGUUGGCGGGGGUCGACUCCGACUCCGACGAGGUCGAGGAAGAACAGGUAAGUGACCAGGUAAGUAGCGGUGGUUCGCCGAGGCCGCGUGCGGCGUGCUCGGUGGGUGACUAUGUCGCCCGUGCGGAGGAGCUCGGGGGCUCGUUCGUGGCUGGUCGCCGGCGUGCUUUUGCGCCCGGUGGGCAUGGCGGGCGCCGCCUGGCGUCGCGCAUCUGGCGGCCGCCCCGGGGGGUGGAUGCGGGGCCAGAGGGUCGCUCUAGCCUCCUGAUGGUGGAGGGGCGCCGGGAUCUGGUGUCGGCGGUGACGCCUUCGGUCUCGGUGAGCUCGCCGUCGUUGACAGGGGUCGGCGGCGGCGGCGGGGAGGACCUGGCCGGGGCGCCGCAGGGCCUGGCUAGGGUUUCGCAGGCGUCGACGCCGAACGGGCCUGUGCCUCAGCUGGGCCUAGCUGAUUGUCCCAGUUUACCAGUGCGUGGGCCGGGGGGCCCAGCGGGUGACUUGGCCAUCCCUUCGCCAGAGGGGGCGCAGGGGCGCUCCCCUGUGCUUGGGCCGGACCUUUCUGGCCCGUUGGCCUUGAGCACUCCUGUGUCACUAGUAGAAAAAGGGGCUUUAGUCCCGGUUGGUAAGGCCCUUUAGUCCCGGUUUUUGAAUCGGGACUAAAGGGUCAUUACUAAUGCC